Messenger RNA from Podospora pseudocomata, 8975 nucleotides. RefSeq names its product NRPS protein. The record is from RefSeq and is a predicted model, not a curated record. Gene Ontology annotation, cellular component: cytoplasm. Gene Ontology annotation, molecular function: catalytic activity; phosphopantetheine binding. The coding region runs from base 1 to 8778 and encodes 2925 amino acids. Gene Ontology annotation, biological process: cellular response to iron ion starvation; amino acid activation for nonribosomal peptide biosynthetic process; ferrichrome biosynthetic process. The transcript has 3 exons. Lineage: Eukaryota; Fungi; Ascomycota; Sordariomycetes; Sordariales; Podosporaceae.
AUGGCGAGAUGGACGCUCUCGACCGAUACUCAUCAGGUCGUAUUGGAUCUUUUUGUAUAUGCUGUUGAGAUGCACCUUCAGUAUCCGGCUGGUUGUCUUCUUACCCUGGACAGCCUUCCACAAUCGUUGCAAGACAGACUCUCGCUCAUUUCCCAUUCCCGGCCAUUACCCGGCAGCCAAAAUCUGAUUCCACCUGAAGACCACUCAGAGGAAGCAUGGACUGCCACGGAAAUUGCAGUUCGUCAGGUUUUUGCUACCUUAUCGUCAUGCGACCCCAGGGACGUGCGAAGAUCCACGACCAUUUAUCGGCUCGGCCUAGACAGUAUCAGCGCUGUCCAAGUGGCUUCUAUGCUUCGUCAGUCCGGGUACCACGUUCUUGCUAGUGACGUGGUUUCAAAUCCCACUUGCCAGGGAUUGGCUCACCAUAUUACUUCCGGCAAGGGAGUCAAAAUACGCACGCCGCAGUACGACUUUGCCAGCUUUGAGUCCCAAGUUCGCCCACAGAUUCUUGCACGGGGUGUGGUGGUACCCAGCAUGGUGGAAAAGGUUCUGCCCUGCACGCCUUUACAAUCCAGUAUGAUGGCGCAGUUUGUUACAUCUGGUGGCAGGGACUAUCUCAACUACCUGGCUUUUGAGUUUGACACUCCUAUUCCCGUUGCCAAGAUGCACGAGGCAUGGCAAGCAGUUUGUGCAACGUAUCCUAUCCUACGGACGGGCCUUGCGCCUGUCGAGCACCAAGACUGUGAUUUUGCCAUGAUUCAAUACUACACACCCUCCUUUGUCCCCUUACUCAACACCUUUACUGGCCCUGAAGUUGCCUUCGACUUGGACCAAUGGCGCCUCGGAACCCGCCACCAAAUUGUUGAAGCACCACACAAGAGACUCUUCGCUAUUGCCUUUGUGCAAGAGGUCAGCCAUCUGACCAUGCACUUGGCCAUACAUCACGCUCUCUACGACGCACAGUCUCUUCAACUAAUUUUGUCGGAUUUCUCCAAGGCAUUGCAUGGGCUGAAUAUCAUCCAGCGUGACAAUGAUGAGCAUGCUUUGGGCGAGAUCUUGGAUGAGGUAUCGACCCCCUCUGACAAGAUUGAAAGCUUCUGGAAGCAAAGGGGCCAGCAAGUGGUGGUGAAUGGUUUUCCCACCAUGACACCGCUCCGUCAGGAAUCGCGUGAGAUUAUGACGCAGUCCCUCAUCAGCCAGGUGCCCAUGAUCAGUCUGGAAGAGGCUGUCAGAAGCUCGGGUUAUUCCAUGCAAGCUGUUCUUCAAGCUGCCUGGACGCGCGUCUUGUCAUCAUAUCUCGGUGAACAGUCUGUCGUCUUUGGCGUGGUGUUGUCUGGGCGCAACUCUGAAGCAACACGCAAAGCAGCCUUUCCCUGCAUUGGUACCCUGCCGAUUAUUGCAACACACACCAAGUCCAACCGUAAGCUCUUGGCACAGAUGAUGCAGUAUAACGCCGAGAUCUAUUCCCAGCAACAUCAGCCCUUAACGAGGAUCCAGAAAUGGCUUGGAUAUGCCGACGCAAAGUUGUUUGAUACCUUGCUGGUGUAUCAAAAGCUUGAUGUUGACAACGCUGGAACCAGGCCCUGGCGAGUGAUUGAGGACCAGGCCAACAUCGACUAUCCCAUCUCUAUAGAGGUUGAACCUUUGGCAGAAGAUCGGCUCAAAUAUCAGAUCACGUUCUUCACUGAUGUGCUCCCCAGCGAGCAGAGCGAAUUACUCCUUCGCCAGUUCGAUGCGACAGUAUGUCAUUUGGCGUUCAGUCCGGACCACCUCGAAACGGAACUCUUCUUGGGUGCGCCCAACCUUUUCUCGGUUCUACCACCAAAAAAGCCCGAGCUCCCAACAGGAGUAAGGUUCUUGCACCAGUUCGUCGAGCGCCAAAGUCUUGAGACGCCGGAGGCUAGUGCUUUGCAGUUUGUGGAGUCGUUCGACGGAGACGUGCCGAUUGAUCAGAGGUGGACGUACAAGGAGCUCGACAAGAAUGGAAAUCGGAUUGCCAAGUUGUUGACUCAGCAUGCAAAGGUCGGAGACAUCGUCGCGGUGUACUUCGACAAGUGUCCCGAGGCAUACUUUUCCAUCCUUGGCAUCCUCAAAGCCGGUUGCGCGUUCGUCGCUUUGGACCCUGGGGCACCGGCAUCACGCAAUGAGUUCAUCUUGAAGGACUCGGGUGCCUCGGCACUUCUGACAACAGAUGCCAGGAAGAGGUCCCUUGAGUUUGAAGUCUCUAUUCCGGUCAUGGCCAUCAACCAAGAGACACUCCGGCUGCUCUCCACUGAACCUGUUGUGCUCAGUCCAUCUCUUGAGCCAAGCAAUGCCUGCUACUGCUUGUACACUUCGGGUACUACCGGAACACCAAAGGGUUGCGAAAUCACACACGACAACGCGGUUCAGUGCAUGCUUGCUUUUCGGCACAUCUUCGAGGGCAAAUGGGAGCCCGAGUCACGCUGGUUGCAGUUUGCCUCGCUUCACUUUGACGUUUCGGUCCUUGAGCAGUACUGGAGCUGGUCAGUCGGCAUCACUCUUGUUGCUGCUCCACGAGAUAUCAUUUUGGAGGAUCUGUCUGGCACCAUCUCCCGCUUGGGAAUUACACACAUUGAUCUUACACCGAGUCUGGCUCGACUGGUCCAUCCGGAUGAUGUUCCCAGUUUGUGCAAAGGUGUCUUCAUCACAGGUGGAGAAUCGCUCAAGCAAGAGAUUCUCGAUAUUUGGGGCGACAAGAGAGUCAUAUACAAUUUCUAUGGCCCCACAGAAGCAACCAUUGGUGUCACGGUUUAUCCUCAAGUACCCAUCAACGGCAGGGCUUCCAACAUUGGGAAGCAGUUCAUCAACGUCGGAUCAUUUGUACUGAAGCCCGGAACAGAUACGCCUGUUUUACGCGGCGGCGUGGGCGAACUUUGUGUAUCUGGCCGCCUCGUAGGCAAGGGCUAUCUUGGGCGACAAGACCUGACUAGGGAGCGAUUUCCGUUGCUGCAACCGUUUGGAGAGCGUGUGUAUCGGACCGGAGAUUUGGUUCGGCUUCUUCACGAUGGUUGCUUUGACUUCUUGGGCAGAGCAGAUGACCAGGUCAAACUUCGCGGACAGCGAUUAGAAAUUGGCGAGAUUAAUCACGCAAUCCGAAAAGGUGUGACUGAGAUCCGGGAUGUAGCUACCCUCGUGGCUCGCAACGAGACCCAGCAAAAAGACCUGUUGGUAUCCUUCAUCAUGAACGACGAGGGGAGCAAGAAAAGCCCCGACCAAGCUUUGAGCCUCAUCGAGGGAACGCAAGCUGCUGAGCUUUGCCGAAGAGCUCGAGAUGCGUGUCGUUCGAGGCUCCCCGGGUACAUGGUUCCAACAUAUGUGCUCCAACUGCCAUUCAUCCCCCUUUCGGCCAACAAUAAGGCUGAAAUCAAAAAGCUUAGACAAUUCUUUGAUACCAUCGAACAUGGAAGACUGAUUUCUUGGGCGUCGGCUGCCGACAGGUCUUCUGGAGAGCUGAGCCCAACGGGCAUGCAAAUAGCCAGAGUCCUUGCCGCCAUGCAGCGGAUCGACAUCGCCAGUAUCACUCCAAGGUCAAGUAUUUUCGAGUUGGGUAUUGAUUCCAUCUCAGUCCUCCGGCUAUCGCGCGCCCUCAAGGACAGCGAGCAACUCCACGCCAGCCCUGCCACCAUCCUCAGGAAUCCCUUGAUUGGGGACCUGUCCCAGGCUCUGAAGAGCAAGGAGAGCUCUCCUGGGACGGAAUCAGUGGCAUCUGCUCGGCAACUUGUACAGGCUUGUGCUCACAGAUUCCGGUCUCAUGUGUGUGCAGAGUUACUCGUUUCCCUUGACGCUAUUCAAUACAUCGCUCCUUGCUCGCCACUGCAACAAGGCAUGCUUUCCCGGUCCGCCGAUAACGCUUAUUUCAACACAUUUCGUUUCGAUCUAGCAGCCGAUGUUGAACCCGGGCUGCUUCGCAGGGCUCUGGAGAGGACCGUGGUGGCAUUCCCCAUCUUGAGAACCAAGUUCGUUGAAACGGCAGAUGGCUUCAUUCAGGUUGCACUCAAAAGAGUCAAACUCCCAUGGGUAACCAUGUCUCUGGACAACGAAAGGCAGUCACAUCAAGCCUGGACGCCACAGUUGGGGUCCAUAGAUACACCUUCAUUGGACAUUUCCAACCCAACUCUAGAGACUGUCCCUACCUCGCUCGACGGCGAAAUGCCUCUUCAAUACAUCGAUAGCUCUAUUUUGCCCGUGUGGGGAUGCCUCCCGGACAAGGUGAGUGCGCCAUUGAAACAAAGCGGGCCGGCCCUCCAUUCAGAUGAACUGGUCACAGAGGCGGUUGCGAGAUGGAGAACGUCGUGGAUCGCUCGGAACAGACAGCGCUUGAUUCAACCAUUCGAGGUUGCGUACCUAGACAGCCCUCGGCAUCUUGUCCUUCACAUUUUCCAUGGCCUUUACGACGGCAACAGCUUGAAGCUCAUCUUGAACCGGAUAGCUUCGGAAUAUCAGGCCUUAGCCAAUGGCUUGACCGACACUUUCACAGAUUCUGCCCCGUCAUUCCUGCAGGCGCUGUGCUAUGGGCCGCUCCGCAACUUCACAAGCAGCAGGCAAUUCUGGGCCCAACAUCUACAAGGUUCGACGCCUCUGUCUGAGCCCGAUAAAGCCCAUUCGAGCAAAAAUGCCGUCAGGGUCCGGUCAGGCCUUUCGUUUAGAAAGUUGGAAAAGCUUAAGUCUAUACUCCGAGUGACGCAUCAGGCGAUUGUGCUAGCCGUGUGGGUUGGCGUUCUUGCGAAAAGGCUCGCGAUUAACCCCACAAUCGGCAUGAUUGUUUCCGGAAGAGCCAUGGAUUUGGAAGCCGCUGAUCGAAUCGUCGGUCCCUUAUUCAACACACUUCCAUUUUACGCUCGAAUUACAAGCACCGAGGGGGGUAGGUGGACUACUUGGUCCUCUCUCAUUCAGCAAUGCCACAACUUCAACACUGCUGUGCUCGAAUUUCAGCACGUUGCUCUCCGAGAUAUUCAGAAAUGGUGUUCUGGUGGCAGGCCACUGUUUGACACCUUGUUCUCGUUUCAACUUCAAGAUGAAACCAUGAGCGAGCACUGUUCUUCGCUGUGGAAGGAAGUGGAGGUAGACCAUACUCCAGACUACCCGCUCGCACUGGAUGUGACGCUGAAAUCUGACGGCAAUCUGAGCCUCUUGCUUGUAUCGCAGGAGCAUGCAUUUGACCACAAAAGCUUGUCAGGCAUUAUGGAAGAGAUAGUCGAGGUUUUGGCAUCCAUACCACAGCGACUAGACGAGUCCGUCGUUGAGGGUGGCGGCGGCGGCGACCUCGCAUCAGUCCGGGCCCAGCAAAACACAGGUAUCGACAGCCAAACUUCGUCCUCUCAAAUUGGGGCCCAUGCGGUAUCCAAGUUCAUCUGGACGGAGGAUGCAUCCAAAAUUCGACGCGAGAUAGCAGAGCUGGCGGAGACACCUGUGGAUGUUGUUACUGAGACGGUGCCGGUUUUUGAACUGGGUCUUGACAGUAUCGACAUGAUCAAGUUGUCCGCGAGACUCAAGAGAAAGCAUGGUCUGCUGCUUCGUACCAGCGACCUCAUGAAGGCACAAACUAUUCAGAGCAUGGUCCAGUUACUUCAAGACAGAGCCGAGUCUUAUGACGUACCAGAGGAGAUUCAAAUCUCGGAGAAGGACCAGACAAUGUCGAGUCUUGUGGAAAUCGUUGGGCGUGACGCACUGCCCCCAACCCCUCUGCAAGAAGCUAUGGUUGCCGACAUGAUUGAAUCCGAUUUUCAGCUGUAUUUCAAUCACGAUAUCUGGAAGCUAUCCCCUGGUGUAGAUGUCACUCGACUCAAGUCCGCGUGGAAAGCGGUGGUUCAGCAUUCGGAGAUCCUACGAACAGUCUUCGUGCCCGUUGAAGCGACACAGUUUGACUUUGCAUACUGCCAAGUCACAAAGCCUGAAUUCCAGGGUAAUCUCAUCUUUGAGGCGAACUUGACGAGUGUCGAUAAGCUUGGGGGGCUCUGUGAAGCUGCCCGUCUACGAGCUGUUGGCGGUGCUGGCCAGAAAGAACUCUUACAGAUUACCUUUGCCACCAUCAACAAUUCGGACGAAGUAUUUGCCAUUAUUUCCAUCUCCCAUGCGCUUUAUGACGGCUGGUCUUUGGGACUGCUUCACCAGGAUGUUCGUGCGGCCUAUCAGGGGGUCUCAGGAGUAUCGACGAAAAUUGAUCACAGCACUUUGGUUGAUCAACUGUUGCUUUCAAACCAGCCAGACGCCUCGAAAUUUUGGUCCGGCUUUCUGGAGGGUGCCUCGUCUACUAUAUUCCCACUGAAGCCCUUGCCCCAUCAGCAGGGUAUACAUCGAGUCGAGUAUGCAUCUGCAUCCACAAGAUCUAAGAUCACACAGUUCUGCAAGUCCAUUGGUAUUACCCUCCAAGUCCUUGGGCAAGCCUGCUGGGCGGCUCUACUGGCAUCUCGGACGGGGUCGCUUGAUGUCACAUUUGGUGUAGUUCUCUCAGGCCGCGACAGCGAAGAGUUGGAAAAGGUCAUGUUCCCAACCAUGAACACGGUCGCGAUCAGGAGUGUGCUACACGGCACAGUGUCGUCGUGGUUACGGUAUAUGCAGGAUAACAUGAUCGGCAUUCGUCCAUUUCAGCAUUUUGGGCUCCGUCAAGCACAGAAGCUUGCCAGAUCCAACGGACCACUGUUCAACUCUUUGUUCAUUCAGCAGCAUCUUCCUUUUGACUAUUCGACAGCGGACGGUGGUACUCUAUGGACAUCAAUAGGUGGGGAGUCGGCUGUUGAGUAUCCGGUCUGCGUGGAGAUGGAGAUGUCUGGCCCUGGGCUCGUGUGGAGGGCAGCCUGCGAUGGAACUUGCCUCACGCGCCAGGACGCCAAGGAGAUUGUCAAUCAACUGGAUGCAGUCCUUCAGCAUAUCAUUACCUCGGCGGAGGAGAGUGUCCUACUCUUUGCGGAUCAGAAGGUUUCCAUUUGUGGACUUCCACCAGCUGAACUUGACCAUCAAAACCACACAAAGCCACAGGAGGAUGGAAUUGUGGAAAACGACAAAGUUUCCGCGUGGAGUUCAACAGAAUCAAGAAUUCGAAAUGUUCUCGCAGAAGUGUCGGGAAUACCGACGGAGAGCAUCUUGAAAAGUCACAGCAUCUACCACCUUGGGCUUGAUUCGGUCAGUGCAGUCAAGGCUAGUUCCGCUCUCCAAAAGCAGGGUAUCAAGAUUCGGUUCCGAGACUUGCUCAGAGCAAAGUCCAUCUCUGAGAUGGCCACUCUCCUACAAAACCACCCAUCACCAGUUGCAAUGAGGGGGAUUGACACUGUGGAAGAGUCUUCUGUUAUUGAUGGUCUUGGCGUUCCUGGCCUCCUUUCGGCAGCUGGAGUGCAGGAAUCCACCGUUGAGACGGUCCUUCCGGCCACGUCGAUGCAAGUACACAUGCUUUCCGUCUGGCAGAACACACAAGGUGCCAUUUUCUAUCCUGAAUUCCGAUACGAGUUGGAUGGAGCUGUCGAUCUCAAGUCAAUCAUUGUGGCCUGGAACACCCUCAGGGCGGAAACCCCGAUUCUGAGAACUCUCUUCCUUCCUACGAGGACUCGAGACGUUCCGGUACUGCAGGUUGUUAUUGAGAAUAACUACGCUGAUAUGACACCGCCACGGCCCAAGACUAGAAGUUGGUUUGCAAAGUUAAAAGAGAAGCUGUCGCCCGACCAGACUGCUUGGACGAGUUUCGCCCCUGAGCAACAUAAGCGGCAGCCAUUUGCAGGUCUUGAGAUCAAGCGACACGGCAAGAAAUGGGCACUUGUGUUUCGGAUUCAUCAUGCCAUGUAUGAUGCAGUCAGCCUUCCCGCCAUUCUCGUCAGGUUUUGUGCACAUCUGUCAGGGGUAGAGAGGAAGCCUCAAGUUGCCACGACGGCAUGGGAAAAGGCUCUUGGGGUGGAGUACUCUCCCAAAAGCAAGACAGUCAAGAUGCAAUUCUGGAAGGAAUAUUUGACUGGUGCGAAAGCGUCAUCGCUCACGCUUGAGCCAAAAACAGCCCAGCAGUCUCAGUCAAGCUCCCCAAGGCGUCGGAGGCUUCAUGAUAUCCCCAACAUAUCCGCUACCCGGUCCAACCAGCCGGCAGAGCCACAGUCAUGGACAAGUUUUGUCAAACACGAGGCAAUCCAAGAUGUCAAACCGCUUGUACAGCUUUGCAUGUCCAGAGGAAUCAGUCUCCAAUCACUCUUUUUGGCCUCUUAUGCAAAGUUCCUUUCGUCAAAAGUUGAGAAGAAAGACGUGGUGUUCGGGAUCUACCUUGCCAAUCAGUCGGAAGAAGAUGAGUUUUUGUAUCCGCCGUAUCCUACGCUUCGAUUGGUCCCGCUGAGGGUUAACUUUGCAAACGACGAUGCCGAUCUGUUUGAUAUUGCAAGCAGAAUACAAGAUGAUAUCCAUGCCGUAUCCUCAGGUGCCAAUGCCACUGUUGGGCUGUGGGAGGUCGAGGACUGGACGGGGGUCAUUGUGGAUUCGUUUGUUAAUUUUAUUUCCAACCCUUCUGAUGGCAAUGCCGUGUCGUCGCCCAAAGGAAAAGUCAAGUUGAUUGCGAGUCCAUUGGUAGGACAAAGGACGGUCAAAAGACGUGGUGGAGAUGGGAUGGAAGAUAUAGGUGCGAAUCCAGCAAGAGGAUCAUAUCCGGCUGCGAUCGAUGUCGAGGUUUCUGUCACAGGAGAGAUGAUGAUGAUCGGUGUCUUUGGACCAGGAGAAAAGGUUGGGCCAAAGGGGGCCAGUACUGCGGUGGAUGAGAUUGUUGAGAUAUUAAAGGGCUUGGUCCGGAACUGAGGAGGGAUUGCUGUGUGAUAUUUCUACAUUUGGUUCGAAGGUGUUGCUACCAAUGAGAUCUGAAAAUGGAAUUUCCGGAUGGUUAUUGUAUCUGUAAUGGCCAUCCUUUGACGUUUUGUUUGUCUGUAUUUAUCAGGGUACCACUGCGUGUGAAAGGCUUAGGGUUAAGCCAGGAGAUAUAGCCCCACACCAGCCCC